CAAACCGAAGCAAAGGAGGAUAAGAGUAAGGGUAGUAUCGUCGUUUUACAGUCGAAAGCCCAAAACCCUUUCUUCCGUCUUCUCUCACCUGCAUCGCUUUCUUCUGCAUUUUCCCUUUAAGCGAUUCUCGCCGGAGAGCUCCCGUCGACCUGUGUUUGAGAAGAGGAUGUUGAAGUUCCUAUCAAAAGUAAAGAUUGAGUUCAACACAUUAGAUCCAAGACUCGCCUCUUGCGUCGAGUUCUUGGCUCAGUGCAACGCGAGGAAGGCCAAAGAGUCGAACCCUAACUGUCAGGUUCUGGUGAAACGCAGAACAGACGAUCAGCCACCGCAGAUCAGCGUCACGUUCGUUAACGGUGUUGAGGAAGCUUUCGAUGCGGCGGCCACGUCAGCUCAGUCCAUCAGGAAGAUGAUUCUUGACAAAGGGCAGUAUCUUGAGACAGAGCAGAUGUUCCGUGAAGCCGGGGAGCAGUGGCCUGUCAUCAUCCCUGAGGAAGAGAUUCACCAAGAAGCUCCUGGUGUCAAGCCGAGGAAAGCAGAAGACAAGAAGCAAUGAUGCUCUCGCUUGAUUUGGGUUUACUCUUGUUGUUCUGUUGGCAUGUCUAGCUUUGGGAAUGUAUAACUCUUGAUUGGGAUAGAUACAUCUGUAUUGUUUCUUUCUUUAUGUGAACCUGAAAUGUAUGAACU
Molecule: messenger RNA, 684 nt
Organism: Raphanus sativus (radish)
Lineage: Eukaryota; Viridiplantae; Streptophyta; Magnoliopsida; Brassicales; Brassicaceae
Exons: 3
Coding region: 167-553 (128 amino acids)
Cellular component (GO): mitochondrial large ribosomal subunit
Source: RefSeq, a predicted model, not a curated record